Molecule: messenger RNA, 318 nt
Organism: Lindgomyces ingoldianus
Lineage: Eukaryota; Fungi; Ascomycota; Dothideomycetes; Pleosporales; Lindgomycetaceae
Exons: 2
Molecular function (GO): oxidoreductase activity, acting on CH-OH group of donors
Source: RefSeq, a predicted model, not a curated record
CCCUUGUCCCGCAGAACCACAACACUGCAAUCUCCAAACCCCCUAGACAACCCAAUCGUCAAUCCAAAAUACCCUUCUACUACCACAGACCGAUACAUCCUCCGCCACACCAUUCGUUCAAACCCCGCUCUUAUCUCCACCUUACAUACACUGUUGGCUCCCGAAGGAUAUAGUGGUCCUGCAUUCAUAGCUCUCGUAGUUGAUAGUACUGACGAUGAAUUCGACCACCGAAUCAAAGAAUUUACGCAGACGAUCGCGCAUCCCAUUGGCACGUGUGCUUUGAGUACGAUGCUGGAUGGGGAGUUUAGAGUUAAAGGG